GCAGUGCCACAUCAGCAGCAGGGAGUACCACGUCAGCAGGCCCCCGGCCUAGUCUAUGACCAGAAGUCCGGGGAAACGGACGAGGCCUAUCAGGCCCGGAUGCUGUUUCUGAUUACCGAAGGUAAGCAACGGUCGGAUGCAGUAGCAGCCGCAGCAAAGAAGAAGGCAGAGGACACCGAGAAGGCACGUCUGCUGGCAAUUGAACAGCAGCGCCAGCACGACGAGGCAGCAGCAAAGGCUGCCGAUGAAGAACGAGGUCAUCCUCGCGAAAAGAUAUUCAGCGGAGAGCAAGCUUUGCUCACAAUGGCAGCGGAUUGGCGGGCCGAGGCCAAGAACGGCAAGAUGGAAGACAGUGAAAACAAUAUCGCUCUACUCCUCUCCCAUCUCACGGAUCUCCUGGCAACAUGCAUUACACAGCAGGAGGACAUCCACAGCCUCGACGACGCGUUGACUCAGGUCCACAGCCGCCUCUGGCAUCUGGAGCAGCGACCCGUCACCGCCCCCGAUGCCAGCUCUUCCAACACCUCCGAUCGCCUCGAGGCAUUGGAGAUUGACGUCGGCUCCCUCGAGGACGGCGUGCAGUUACAGCAAACUGCAACGCAACAGUUGGAGCAGCGGGUCUGUACUACCGCCAACCACUCGAGCUCAGAACCGCGCGAUGACAACUCCAAAGUUCGAUGGGCAGGAGAUCUUCUGCGACUUGAUGAAGACAGACCCGAUUCCAUGGUUCCGCAAGUUCGAGCUCACGUUGCAGCUACACUAUGUCAAAGAACACAAGCACCACAGAUUAUUGUCACGAACAAGGAGGCCAAGAAUCUCCCGCGUUCGUCUGCGCCAGGCUUGGGCAGAGAUCAGCAUCGACCGAAAGUGGCCGUGGUCACGGCGGCAACACCAAACGACCAAACUAGCGAGGCUAUGUCUGCCAAUGAAGGGGACAGACUCGCAGCCGCCCGAGAAGGUGGCCGAACCGACAAAGGCCGAGGACGCAGUAAGGCGAAGACAAACACCGCAUCUAGCCCUGGGCCAGGCGCAGCUGCUCCAGCCCCAUGGUCCCAGUACGGUAUCUCCGAGCAAGCAUACAAGGCAUGCAUAUGUCCGAGCAAGCAUACAAGGCACGCACGAGAUUCUGCUAUUGUCUUUGUUGUAACAGCGAUCUCCACGACACAAUGGCCUGCCAGACAAAAGGCAAGGGCAAAUCGGGAAACUAAGCACCGCCGGGAGCGGCUCGACGACAUUCUCGACGCCUUCGGAACCGGUAACCUUUAUGUCCGCAUCCAAGUUGGGCAAGCGUCCUUCAACGCUUUGUUGGAUAGCGGCGCGUCUCGCAAUUUUAUGAGUCAAGCCUUUAUGCAAAAGGCUGGCCUUGGUGCACAAGCUAGAAGGAAGGCAAACCCGACGGCGAUCAAGUUGGCGAACGGAAGGAGGCAGCAUUUUAUUGACCGCUACAUCGAGGUCGUACCGGUGUAUUUCGCACCUCAUGCAUGCCAACCGGUGACGUUCGACAUUUUGGACACGGACUUCAACAUUAUUUUGGGAAUGCCUUGGCUUGCAAGUGCGGAUCACACGGUCAACUUCCACCGGCGGACUCUUACCAUUCACAACGCCUUCGACGCCGAAGUGUCGUGUACUAUUCCUCUUCCGUACCCUCCGAUUCGAUGCCAAGUGAUGAUGGCAGAGUCAUUCCGGGCUACUUGUGCUUACGAGCAGCCUGACGAAAUCGGCCUAUGUUUCCUACGGACUGUCGCGGUAGCCGACUCUUCACCCACGGACUUGUCUUCGAACCCCUGUGUGGUGUGGUUGCUUGAUGAGCUCGCCGACAUCUUCGAGUCACCUACCGGUGUGGCGCCGGAUCGGCCGACCUCUCACGAGAUCAUUCUGGAGGCCGGUGCAGUGUCGCUGAAAGGUUGCAUUUACCGCAUGAGCGAGGAGGAGCUUACGGUCCUCGGCGCGCAACUUGAUGAUUUGUUGGACAAGGGUUGGAUCCGCCCUAGUAGCUCUCCAUACGGAGCGCCAGUUCUCUUCGUACGGAAGAAGAACAAAGAUCUACGAUUGUGCUUCGACUACCACAAACUCAACGCGCAAACCGUCAGGAAUGCAGGGCCUCUUCCUCGCAUCGACGAUCCUCUUGAGCGAUUGGGCGACGCAAAGUAUUUUUCUAAGUUGGAUUUGAAAUCGGGAUAUCAUCAAAUCUCGAUCCGACCAAACGAUCGUUACAAAUCCGCGUUCAAAACGCGGUAUGGGCAUUUUGAAUGGAUGGUCAUGCCUUUUGGCCUCACCAACGCCCUGGUGACCUUUCAAGCGGCAAUGAACAACGAGUUUCGUGCAAUGUUGGACCGGUUCGGCAUCAGUCCGCUAUCGGACAAGAUUCAAGCCAUCCAAGAGUGGUCGGAGCCACAGAACGUCACGGAUGUCCGUUUGUUCCUUGGCCUCGCCGGUUACUACCAGCGUUUUAUCGAGGGCAACUCGAAGAUCGCGGCCCACUUGACCAAGCUUCAAUGCGAGGAUCGGCCGUUUGACUUCGGAGAGGAUGCGCGGGAAUCAUUUUUGGCUCUCAAAGCCGCGGCAUUAUCUGCGAAGGUCUUGCACAUAUAUGACCCGCUUUUGCCUAUGCGCGUCACUACGGAUGCGUCUGGCUAUGGCAUUGGUGCUGUCCUCGAGCAACACGAUGGCGUGGACUAGCACCCGGUCGAGUGUUUCAACAAGAAAGUGCCCGUCGUGCACUCCAUUGA
Messenger RNA from Chara braunii, 2729 nucleotides. NCBI's taxonomy places the organism in Eukaryota, Viridiplantae, Streptophyta, Charophyceae, Charales, Characeae. The record is from the annotation of a GenBank genome assembly.